This is a messenger RNA of Thlaspi arvense, 3464 nucleotides long. Lineage: Eukaryota; Viridiplantae; Streptophyta; Magnoliopsida; Brassicales; Brassicaceae. The record is from the annotation of a GenBank genome assembly.
CACAAUAUUUUUAAAAAAAAUUUAAAUAUACAAUAAAAUAAAAUAAGUUAUAACUAUAUUUUUUAAUAAAUUAUAUUAUAAAAAAAAUCUGCACAUUCAUUUAGUAAAAUUAAAACAAAUCAAUAGUCAAAUUCAAAAGCCCAGUUUACAAUUGGGACACCUAAGCCCAAUAAUUUUAUCCUCUGGUCUCCGAUCAUCUUCACCACUCACCAGUUUUCCCGAUCAUGGUUUCAGACUUUUUAGUCUCAAUGUUGUUUCAUCUUUUCUGCAUUUUGGAGACUCUCCCAGUACAAUCUAUACACCCGAAGGUUUUUCGUUUUCACAAUCACAAUCAUCAGUUUCGUUCCUCGCCACCUUGUUCAGCAGUAACAUUCACCGUCUUUGCUGAGAAAAUGAUAAGAGUUUACGCAAUUGGGCAAAAACCUCGGAGAUUGUUACAGAGACCUCUGGAGACUUUUUCUGAUUCCUAUAGAGCUAAGGAAUCAGCAUGGAUCAUAAUACCAAGUGAAACUCUGUAAAGGCCUUUUCAAUAACGCGUUUCUUUGGUCAAGACGCAUGCUUGCUUACACCCUCAAGAGCUUGACUGAGCAUGGACACCUGAGUUUCCGGUUUAGGAGAGUCAAACCAACUGGUUUACUCCUAAUUGGCCUCUUGAUUCCUCUGAGUGCUCAAUCCAUUGCUUGUUGAUGUAUGUUCAUUGGUUGCGAAUAAACUAUACUUUAGUUGACAAAGCCACACCAGCUUGAUAUAUUCUUUAGAUUAUGUGUGUGCGUAUUUGUUCUGACUUUGAGAUUCAAACAACCAAAAGUUGGAAUAGUUCCAAGAAAUAGAAACAUUCUUGGUCAAACUCUUUCUUGAGUAGACAUCUAUAUAAAUGUUUCAGCUUCCUCGAUAUUAGUCCCCAAGUAUAAUAUUACAUCUCUCUUUUCUCUGCUUGGAAUGAAGAAUUACAGAACCUCAAUUUUUGUGGUGCUAAGUCUUGUGAUACUUCUCAAUGGGCAAAGCAGUUUCGUGGCACGAGCCGGUGCUGAGAGCAAGGUUCAUAUAGUGUAUUUGGGUGAGAAGCAGCAUGAUGAUCCCGCGUUUGUCACGGAAUCUCAUCAUCAGAUGUUGUGGUCACUUCUUGGAACUAAGGAGGAUGCUCAUGAUUCAAUGGUGUACAGUUACCGACAUGGGUUCUCAGGUUUCGCGGCCAAGCUCACCGAUUCUCAAGCUAAGAAGAUAGCAGAUUUACCUGAAGUUGUUCAUGUAACGCCUGAUAGUUUCUACGAACUAGCAACAACUCGGACUUGGGACUACUUAGGCCUUUCUGCUGCCUAUCCGAAGAAUCUUCUAAACGACACUAAUAUGGGUGAAGAAGUUAUAAUUGGCAUUGUCGACACAGGAGUAUGGCCAGAAUCUGAAGUCUUUAGUGAAAAUGGGAUUGGACCGGUGCCAAAACACUGGAAAGGAGGCUGUGAACCAGGAGAGAAUUUCAGUUCCUCUCACUGCAACAAAAAACUCAUAGGAGCAAAGUACUUUAUCAAUGCUUUUCUUGCGGAGAACGAAGAGUUCAAUUCCACAGAAUCACUCGACUUUAUUUCCCCUAGAGACUUUGACGGUCAUGGCACACACGUCGCCACCAUAGCAGGUGGUUCAGUCUUGCCCAGCAUAAGCUACAAGGGCCUAGCCGGAGGGACUGUGAGAGGUGGGGCGCCUCGUGCUCGUAUAGCAAUGUACAAGGCUUGUUGGUAUCUAGAUGAUUUCGACAUAACCACUUGUUCAUCUGCUGACCUCUUGAAAGCUAUGGAUGAAGCUAUACAUGAUGGUGUUGAUGUUUUGUCCCUCUCUAUUGGAAAUCGAGUUCCUUACUACCCGGAAACUGAUGUUCGCAAUGGGAUAGCUACUGGAGCCUUCCAUGCCGUUUUAAAGGGUAUCACAGUUGUUUGUUCAGGUGGUAAUUCUGGCCCAGCGGCUCAGACUGUGGGAAACAUAGCUCCUUGGAUUUUGACAGUGGCUGCAACUACUUUAGACCGGUCCUUUCCCACACCUAUUACACUGGGGAACAAUAAAGUGAUAUUGGGUCAAGCAAUGUACACAGGUCAAGAACUUGGUUUCACUAGCUUGGUUUACCCAGAGGAUCCAGGGAACAGCAAUGAAAGUUUUUCUGGUACCUGUGAGAGUCUUCUCAUCAAUUCUAAUCUUACAAUGGCGGGGAAAGUUGUGUUGUGCUUCACAACCAUAAAACGUCACAGUGCUGUAUCAAGCGCUGCACGUUAUGUGAAGAGAGCAGGUGGUCUUGGCGUGAUUGUCGCAAGAAACCCAGGAGACGCUCUCUCACCAUGUGUAGAUGAUUUCCCUUGUGUUGCUGUUGACUACGAGCUUGGGACAAAUAUACUUCUCUACAUACGUUCCUCAGGAUCGCCUGUUGUGAAGUUACAGCCUUCAAGAACACUCGUUGGACAACCAGUGGCUACAAAGGUUGCAGAUUUCUCAUCAAGAGGACCUAAUUCAGUUUUUCCUGCGAUCCUCAAACCGGAUAUAGCAGCACCAGGAGUGAGCAUAUUGGCGGCUACAAGCACCACCAAUACCUCUUUGAACGACCGAGGAUUCAUUAUGCUCUCAGGAACAUCAAUGGCGGCUCCUGUAAUAUCAGGAGUUGCUGCACUUCUUAAAGCUAGACACCGUGAUUGGUCUCCUGCUGCCAUUAGAUCAGCCAUUGUCACUACAGCUUGGAGAACAGAUCCAUUUGGAGAGCGGAUUAUUGCAGAAGGAUCACCUCGGAAGCUAGCUGAUCCGUUUGACUAUGGUGGAGGUCUUGUGAAUCCAGAGAAAGCUGCAAAACCAGGUCUUGUCUAUGACUUGGGCAUCGAAGACUAUGUUGCUUACAUGUGCUCUGUUGGUUACAACGAGUCAGCAAUCUCUCAGCUUGUCGGUAAAGGAACAGUCUGUUCGAAUCCGAGACCAUCUGUCCUUGAUUUCAAUUUGCCUUCCAUCACAAUUCCAAACCUCAAAGAAGAAGUCAGUCUAACCAGAAUCGUUACUAACGUUGGACCAGUCGACUCUGUUUAUAAAGUAGCGGUCGAGCCACCGUUGGGAGUUCAAGUGACCGUGACGCCUCAGACGCUAGUGUUCAACUCAGCAACAAAAAAGGUUUCUUUUAAAGUCAAAGUUUCGACCACACACAAAAUCAACACAGGCUAUGACUUUGGAAGCUUGACUUGGAGUGACUCUGUACAUAACGUUACUAUUCCUUUGUCUGUGAGAACGCAGAUUCUGCAGAACUACUACGAUGAGAAUUGAACAAAAAAACACUAACUUUGAUCUCUUUAUGUAAGUAUCGAAGUAUUUGAUUAAUACAAGUAAUGUUUGAUUAAUAAUGAUGAAGUUUUUACUUUGUUCUCUUAUCUAAGAAAACCAAUAUUUCUGCCCUUUAAUUUUCACUUUGUUUCAAAUCCCCAGAUUUCUGAAAUUUACUACUUAUU